GUUUUAAGUAUGAGGACCAUCGGUUUUCAUGUGUAAUUUCCUGGUAACUAGUAGUGUGGAUAUUCUUUCGUAGACUUUGAUCUCUUGCUGGAUUUGGUGAAUUGGGUUGUGGAACAGUUAUGCCCAUGUAUGGAGAUGGGACAGUGUUGGUUUUAUGAUCAGCCUGGCAAGGACAACAAUAGAGGAAGAUGGCUGAUCAGAACUCAUCUAUGUCAGGGGUCAAUUCCCACCUUGAGAUGGGAUCUCUAGAGGGAAGAUCGGUUCUUGAGCUUGAGGAUGAGAGUCUCAGCAGCCCGAGGAUGAUUUCUAUAAAGACAUCUUCUCUUGAUGCUGCUCCUCGCAGAUAUUUUUGUGAUGUAGAAGAGAUUAGUUGUAGAUGUAUACUUAGACGGGCAUUCAACAGCAUUAGAAUUGUUCUCUUAUCUGAUAAGCUAAAUAUACUUGUCCUUUGUGGGCCUUUAGCAAUACUGGUUGACAAAUUGACAAGCCAUCAUGGAUGGGUAUUCCUUUUGAGCUUACUAGGCAUCAUACCUCUGGCAGAGCGACUGGGUUGGGCAACAGAGCAGCUGGCUUUCUUCACCGGACCUACAGUGGGAGGUCUUCUAAAUGCUACGUUUGGAAAUGCAACGGAGCUAAUAAUAUCAAUGUAUGCACUGAGAAGUGGCAUGAUACGCGUUGUUCAGCAGUCACUUUUGGGCUCAAUUCUGUCAAAUAUGUUGCUUGUGCUCGGCUGUGCAUUUUUUGGUGGUGGUAUUGUUCAUUCGAACAAGGAGCAAGUGUUUGACAAGGCAAAUGCAGUGAUGAAUUCGGGGUUGCUCUUGAUGGCAGUAAUGGGCCUGUUGUUCCCAGCUGUCCUCCAUUUCACACGAACUGAGUUACAUUUUGGGAAGUCAGAGUUGGCCCUUUCAAGGUUUAGCAGCUGUGUUAUGCUUGCUGCAUAUGGUGCUUAUCUUUUUUUCCAGCUGACAAGCCAAAAGAACAUGUAUUCUCCAAUUAAUGAGGGAGAGAGUCAGGAUGAUAGCAAUUCAGAUGAUGAAGAAGCCCCUCAGAUUUCGAAAUGGGAAUCAAUUAGCUGGCUAUCAAUUUUGACUGUAUGGAUAUCAGUCCUAUCCGAGUACCUAGUUAAUGCAAUAGAGGGCGCAUCUGUUGCAAUGAAUAUUCCGGUGGCCUUUAUAAGUGUCAUCCUGCUUCCCAUUGUUGGUAAUGCAGCAGAACAUGCAGGAGCUGUAAUGUUUGCAGUAAAAGACAAACUUGACAUCUCACUAGGAGUAGCCAUAGGCUCCUCGACACAGAUUUCCAUGUUUGGGAUCCCCUUCUGUGUAGUAGUUGGGUGGAUAAUGGGGCGUCCUAUGGAUCUGAACUUUCAGCUGUUUGAGACAGCCACACUCUUUAUGACUGUGCUUGUAGUAGCCUUCAUGCUGCAGGAGGGAACAUCUAAUUACUUUAAAGGGUUGAUGCUCCUUCUCUGCUAUCUGAUAGUUGCUGCAAGUUUCUUUGUACAUAUAGACCCCAAAUCCAUACAGGACAAACCCAAAAAGACAUAAUAAGUCUACACAACAUAGCAUAUUCAUGGUCACAAGAAGGCUGGAUUACAGAUUCUGAUCCUACAGCAGAAGAUUCCUGCUUGAAUUCAUAUGAGUUAUGAUGAUUGAUGAACCAUUCUUUGCUGUCAGUUUUUACUUCUAGAUAUCGAUGAGGUUUUUGCAUCUCUUUUAAGGCAGCUAGCUGCUGGGUGAUUUUAUUGCCCUGUGGAAGGAUGCUGGAUGUUGAGAAUGGUGUUUUUCAUAGAAGUUAGACAACAGUGUAAACUGAAUGUAUACAUAGUUUAAUGAAGUAGAUUGAAAUUAAGGAUUAAAUGGAGUUGAGGCAAUCCAAGAAUGUACGGAUGAGCUUCAUUGACAAUUUGAUUACUUACCAGAAAAAAAAAUGUUGAAGGGAUCAAUUGUGUAGAA
Messenger RNA from Coffea eugenioides, 1952 nucleotides. RefSeq names its product vacuolar cation/proton exchanger 3-like. The record is from RefSeq and is a predicted model, not a curated record. The coding region runs from base 189 to 1544 and encodes 451 amino acids. Gene Ontology annotation, molecular function: calcium:proton antiporter activity. The transcript has 13 exons. Gene Ontology annotation, cellular component: plant-type vacuole membrane. NCBI's taxonomy places the organism in Eukaryota, Viridiplantae, Streptophyta, Magnoliopsida, Gentianales, Rubiaceae. Gene Ontology annotation, biological process: calcium ion transmembrane transport; intracellular calcium ion homeostasis.